Protobothrops mucrosquamatus (brown spotted pit viper) is the source of this 999-nucleotide messenger RNA. RefSeq names its product Wnt family member 8B (gene WNT8B). The transcript is spliced from 5 exons. The coding region runs from base 16 to 999 and encodes 327 amino acids. Gene Ontology annotation, cellular component: extracellular region. The record is from RefSeq and is a predicted model, not a curated record. Gene Ontology annotation, biological process: cell fate commitment; neuron differentiation; canonical Wnt signaling pathway. Lineage: Eukaryota; Metazoa; Chordata; Lepidosauria; Squamata; Viperidae. Gene Ontology annotation, molecular function: frizzled binding; cytokine activity.
GUGAAUAAUUUCCUGAUGACUGGUCCCAAGGCAUAUCUCAUCUACUCCAGCAGUGUUGCAGCUGGUGCACAGAGUGGUAUUGAGGAAUGCAAGUUCCAGUUUGCUUGGGAUCGUUGGAACUGUCCUGAGAGAGCUUUGCAACUGUCCAGCCACGGAGGCCUUCGCAGUGCUAACCGAGAAACAGCUUUUGUCCAUGCAAUCAGCUCAGCUGGGGUCAUGUACACAUUGACACGAAACUGCAGCCUUGGGGACUUUGACAAUUGUGGAUGUGAUGAUUCUCGCAAUGGACAGUUUGGAGGCCAAGGAUGGCUGUGGGGAGGCUGCAGUGACAACGUGGGCUUCGGGGAAGCCAUUUCCAAGCAGUUUGUGGAUGCCCUUGAAACAGGGCAGGAUGCCAGAGCAGCAAUGAAUCUGCAUAACAAUGAAGCUGGCCGAAAGGCAGUGAAAGGGACUAUGAAGAGAACCUGCAAGUGCCAUGGGGUUUCGGGCAGUUGCACCACCCAGACCUGCUGGUUGCAACUCCCCGAGUUUCGAGAAGUGGGGACAUACCUGAAGGAGAAAUACCACAAAGGAUUGAAAGUAGACAUACUGAAAGGGGUUGCCAACAGCGCUGCAAGUCGGGGCGCCAUAGUGGAAACCUUCAGCUCAAUAUCCAAAAAGGAGCUUGUCCACUUGGAAGACUCUCCUGACUACUGCUUGGAGAACAAGACUUUGGGCCUCUUGGGCACGGAAGGCCGGGAGUGUCUGAAGAGAGGCAAGGCCCUGAGUAAGUGGGAGAAACGGAGCUGCCAGCGCCUGUGUGGAGACUGUGGGUUGGCUGUGGAGGAACAGCGAGCAGAAAUGGUGUCGAGCUGCAACUGCAAAUUCCACUGGUGUUGCGCAGUUCGCUGUGAGCAGUGCCGCAAACGUGUCACCAAGUAUCACUGUGUACGCAAGGAGAAAGGAGAGCAGCACGGGGGCAAUGUGCCCCCACGGAAGCUUAGGAGGAAACAGCCUUAG